Molecule: messenger RNA, 663 nt
Organism: Macrosiphum euphorbiae (potato aphid)
Lineage: Eukaryota; Metazoa; Arthropoda; Insecta; Hemiptera; Aphididae
Source: the annotation of a GenBank genome assembly
AUGCGUUUGGGUACAGUCGUUCCGGACUUCUCUGCCGUCACUACCAAAGGUCCGAUAAACUUCUACGAAUGGGUCGGUGAAUCUUGGUGCGUUUUGUUUUCUCAUCCCUCUGAUUUCACACCAGUAUGCACCACCGAGUUAGGCAAAAUGGCCGUGCUGGUCGACGAAUUCACAAAGCGCAGUGUCAAAGUCUUGGGUCUGUCAUGUGAUAAAUUGGAAAGCCACGUAGAUUGGAUAAAUGACAUCAAAUCAUAUUGUCUAGACAUUAAGGGAGAAUUCCCAUAUCCCAUUAUUAGUGACAGCACUCGAGACUUGGCUGUAAAACUAGAUAUGAUCUCCGAGGAAGACAAGGACAAUGUUGAGUUGGCAUUGACCAUUCGAUCUCUUUACAUCAUUGGACCCGACAAGAAGGUUAAACUCAUGAUGGUUUACCCGACUAGCACUGGUCGUAAUAUUCAAGAAAUUUUACGUUGCAUUGAUUCACUUCAGUUGUGUGAUAGAAAAAAUACCAUUGCUACACCUGCAAAUUGGGUGCCCGGCGAAAAAGUUAUGAUCCUGCCAACAGUAAAAGAUGAAGACCUCGAUACACUCUUUCCAAAUGGUUAUGAAAAACGCUCAAUGCCUUCUUCAGUUGAUUACUUGAGAACAACUACCGAUUAUUAA